GCGCCUUGAGCUGACGCGUAAGCAUCGAAACUUCUCACAUCCGUAGAUGUAGAUAACAGAGUAUAUUUUUUACUCUUAUUGCGUUUCAAUAAUUUUGUUACUAUUUGGUGUAUGUUAUAAAAUAACAUAUUGUUAAUUGAAAAUAUUAAGGAUGCCUAAAAUUCCAUCUGAUAAACGUCGAUAUUACGACGAAAUGAGUGACUCAAGAGGAGCAAGGUCCCGUAAUUAUUCUCGAGGACGUGCUCAAGAUUCAGACCGUGGAAGAAGUGACAGAAGGACCGAUCCUCACAGAGAUGAUAGGCCUUCCGAAGGAACUCGCGGCUACCCGCCUUCUAGACCAGGUCCAGCUCCUGGUGGUCCUCCUGCACCUAGACCGUCUACAUCAGCUGGAACUUCCAGUGGAUCCUACCAUACAACUGCACGUGGUGAACAGCAUAGGUCUGCUGAUACUCGUCCAUCGCAUUCUGAAACAGGAUCAGAAACUGCUUCCAUAGCAGGUUCUACCACAGGAGGAGAAUCAUCUACAGCUGCCAGAGGUGCAAUGCGUGGAAGGCGAGUACUUCCAGUGAACAUCAUAACAAGACCAAGAACCUUAACAACAAAACAAGGCUCACAUGGGAUGCCAGUUUCAUUGAAAGCUAAUUACUUUAAACUCUUGACUACCACGGAUUGGAGUUUAUACAAGUAUUGUGUUGAUUACAAUCCUCCAAUAGAUCAUAAUGUUAUCAAGAAAGCACUUUUGAGAGAACACAGAGAAAGGCUUGGUGCAUAUAUUUUUGAUGGAUCUCAAUUAUACACAAGUACAAGACUACCAUCGCCUCUAACUCUGACUUCAGUGCGCAAUGCUCAUGCAGGAGGUAACGGCAUAGCAGCCCGAGAGCAAGAAGUAAUUGAAAUAACCAUCAAAGAAACAGGAGAAAUGACCAAAGGAGAUCAUCAUUACCUCCAAUUCUUCAACAUUAUUAUGAGAAAAUGUUUAGACUAUCUUGAAUUAAAACUUGUUGGCAGGAAUUAUUUUGAUCCCUACAACAAAGCUGAAGUUCGAGAAUUUCGCUUAGAACUUUGGCCUGGUUACGUUACAUCGAUUCGUCAGCAUGAACAUGAAAUUCUAAUGUGUGCUGAAAUUGCGCAUAAAGUUAUGCGUAGUGAAACACUAUUAGAUGUCUUGGGAGAUUGCUACCAUAAUAACCCUCAAAAUUAUCAAAAUGCCUUUACUAAUGCAGUACUAGGAACCGUUGUUUUAACCGACUACAACAACAAUACUUACAAAAUUGAUGAUGUAGAUUAUUCUGUUAGUCCAUCUUCCACUUUUACUAAGAAAAACGGAGAAGCAAUAUCUUACUUUGAUUAUUACAGAGCAAAGUAUAAUAUUAAUAUUCAGAAUGCUAAACAGCCACUUCUUGUAUCCAAGGCUAAACAGCGCGAUCGCCGAGCUGGCGUUGACGAAGUGGUGUAUUUAAUUCCUGAAUUAUGUAGAUCCACAGGAAUCAAUGAUAACAUGAGAAAAAAUUUCAAACUCAUGAGUGCUCUAGCAAAAUUCACCAGAGUUUCACCUUUUGAUCGAAUGAAGAAACUUGCUGCAUUCAAUCAAAGGCUUUACAGUGUUCCUAACGUUGUACAAGAAUUACGUAGUUGGAACUUGACACUUGAUAGAAAUCUGGUUGACUUAACUGGUAGAGUUCUACCAACUGAUGAAAUCAUAUUCCCCAAUGCUAAGGUAAAAAUUAAUCCAGAUGCCAAAUGGACUAAUCAAAUGCGAGACAAAGUAAUGUUGUCAUGUGGUAAACUUGAUAACUGGGCUCUUAUUGUACCUGAAAGAGCAAAACAAGGUUUACAGCAAUUUGUCCAAGCUCUUACUAGAGUAGCAGGUGCCAUGAACUUCAUAAUUGGACAACCUCGUGUCUAUGAUAUAAGAGACGACAAUCCUGGCACGUAUGCAGAUUGCUUGGAUUAUAUUACUAGCAAAAGCAGUCCAAUGCUGAUAUGCUGUGUGGUACUUUCUAAUCGAUUAGAUCGUUACACAGCUAUUAAGAAGAAGUGUUGCGUAGAUAAACCUGUACCUACCCAAGUUCUCAUCAAAAAGAGUACAGAUCCUGGCAAAUCAAUGAUGUCCAUUGCAACUAAAGUUGCCAUUCAAAUGAAUUGUAAAAUUGGUGGAAUUCCUUGGUCUAUAUCAAUUCCCUUAAAUGGAUUGAUGGUCGUGGGUUUUGAUGUGUGCCAUGAUGCUGGUAGCAGAGAUAAAGAUUUUGGUGCCAUGGUAGCUUCAUUGGAUGCCAAUUUUGGCAGAUACUACAGUGCAGUUUCUAGUCAUACAAAUGGCGAAGAACUUUCAAAUGAUUUAUCAGUGAAUCUAUGCAAGGCUCUGGAGGUAUAUAAACGCUACAACGCAUCUCUACCCAAACGAAUUUUGAUUUAUAGAGAUGGUGUUGGAGAAGGGCAAAUACACUUUGUUGUUCAACAUGAAGUGGCUCAAAUAAAAGCCAAAUUGGAAAGGAUCUACGAACGACCUGAAAAUGUUAAACUAGGAUAUGUUGUCGUAACAAAAAAGAUCAAUACCAGGUUAUUUGCCAAAGAAGGAAGUGGAAACCCACUUCCAGGAACUAUAGUUGAUGAUGUUGUCACAGAUCCUACUAAGUAUGACUUUUUAAUAGUCGCUCAACACGUAACUCAAGGUACGGUUACACCUACGUCGUACAACGUAAUUGAAGAUACCACUGGCCUUGAUGCUGAUAAAUUACAAAGGAUCACAUAUAAAUUGUGUCAUUUGUACUUUAAUUGGAGUGGAACAGUCCGUGUACCUGCUCCCUGCCAAUAUGCUCAUAAAUUAGCAUUUUUGGUAUCUCAAGCCAUUCAUACUUCACCAAGUACAACCUUAGAAACACUUUUAUACUUUUUAUAAACUUCAUAAUAAUCUGUAUCUAAAUGAUACUCAUUUUUAUUCAUUUUAAUUAUUUUAGUUUUAUUAGUUUUAUUAUUCUUGAAAUAUUUAUUUCAAAAAGAGUAUAAAAGCCAUUGUACUUCGGAAGUUUGUUCUACUUAUCUUUUGUUUAGAUUAUCAUAGCUUCUCCAAAAGUAGAUUAAUCUUGUUUUCACUGAAGUUUAAAUAAUGUUUAUUUAUUUUUAAAUAUUGUAAUGAUUUUAUUAAAAGUUGUAACUGUAAAUCGAUAUGACUAAAUGUUGAUUUACAUAAUACUGUAAAUCAAACUAUUUACUCAUUCGUUUAAUUGAUCUCUGAAAAGAUGAGUAUUUAAAUUUAUUUUUUUCACUUGCUUAAAAACUGUAUCUAAUUUAAGUUUCACAAUCUUGCAAUCAAAAAAAAUUUAGAAAGUUUAUGUUAACCUUUUUCGAAGUUCUCUUUUUUAAUAUUUUACUUUAACUCCAUGUGAAAUAAUUGAAAAAUAACCAUUGUUUUUUUUUUUUCUAUAAUUUAUGGAGUAUUGUAGUCUAAGGUUGAUUUGGAUCAACUGAAAUGUAAACAAGUCCUCAGUUAUAAUAAAAGUACAUAAAUUUUAUUUUCAUUCCUAA
Molecule: messenger RNA, 3525 nt
Organism: Trichogramma pretiosum
Lineage: Eukaryota; Metazoa; Arthropoda; Insecta; Hymenoptera; Trichogrammatidae
Product: piwi-like protein Siwi
Exons: 10
Coding region: 152-2899 (915 amino acids)
Biological process (GO): regulatory ncRNA-mediated gene silencing
Cellular component (GO): P granule
Molecular function (GO): piRNA binding; protein binding
Source: RefSeq, a predicted model, not a curated record